AAUGUAUUCAUUAGAUAAGCAUGAUAAUGAAGUUGUGUCAUUAAGUUAAAUUUAUCAGAAACAUAAUUAGUAUCUUGUUCAGAUGGUAAGAAUUAAAUUAUAAUUUGGGAAAGAAGUGAAUAAGAUAAAUUUGAAUUUAAAUAUUUUGUUAUAAUAGAGGAAAGUUAUAACAAAAAAAUAUUUUGAAUAAUAAAAUAUUUAACUGAUUUAUUAAAUUAUAGUUUUCAACCUCAUCGUUAAUAAAUAAUUCCCAAUAGUUUACAUUAAGGAGAGGAAUUUGGUAGUUGUAAGGCAUAAAACCUAUAUUUAUAUCAUAAGGAAAUGUGGUUUGGAAUUAGAAGAUAAAUUCCCUUUAAUAAAAUGCACAUGCUUUUAUGUGUACUAUGAACAUCAGAAUUAAAGGAGAACACUUGAAUUUUUAAAACGCAAUAAAAUUAGCUGAGUCAUUAAAAAAUGUUCAGGAUCAAUUAAUUGUUGUAUGAUCAAGAACGAAAUAUGGGACGUAUUAUAAUUCAGUUCUUUCUGCUAUAG
Paramecium sonneborni is the source of this 531-nucleotide messenger RNA. Lineage: Eukaryota; Ciliophora; Oligohymenophorea; Peniculida; Parameciidae. The record is from the annotation of a GenBank genome assembly.